UCAAUGCGACUCGGCUUAGUACUGCUUCCGGGUUAGGGAGCGGGGUGGGGUAUAUCAACGAACGGUUUUGCGAGAGCGGGAAAGGCAGCCGAAAUGGAGGCGCCGAUGGCUCCUUCUUCUCCUGAUCCUCGUGUGCGGUGUUCCUCGCGCCGCUGGACGGCUGAGUUGCUCGGCCACUGCACGCCUUUUGUACGCAAGCUCGGGGAUGGUCAGUCGGUGGAGGCCGAGAGCUUGGAACAAGCUCUUGGCGAAGCGCUAUGGAAUUUUGAAACAGCUGUUAAAGAGAACAUCACUGUUAAUGGACAACCAUGGCAGGAGUCAUCAGAUGUUCUUCAAAAUGAUACGGAUAGCAAACUCCUUGAAGAUCAGCUUGAUGAGUUAAUAGUUGAGGUGGCUUCCAAACGUAAUCAGUAUCCCAGAAAAAUACAAGUGCAUGUGUUUAAAGCCAUUAAAGCAAAGCAAGAAUUCUUGGGCUGCUAUCAACCUCUUGUGAAUCCUCAAGAGAUGAAAGUAGAACCAUCUCAAGAUUCUCGUAUGGCCGACUUGAAGCUUUCAACAAAAACUGCAUCCAAAAACAUUGGAGAGUCAUUUAAAGCUCUAUCAUCCCUUGUAGAAAAAGCAGAAGGUUUCUCAAAAACACUGUCUAUGCAACCAGCGUUGGAAUUGUGCAAACUCCAUCAAGAAAUCUCUUCUGGCUCAGAGGUGAAAAAGGAGAAUAAAAUUGAAGUGAAAAAUCUUGUGUCACGAGUGGAAAUUACACCCCCAGAAAUUACUACCAGUAAUUCUCUUCUACUGAAAAUAAAGAGACGAUCAUAUUCCCCACAGAAACACUACCCACUUCAAAAAAGAAAACCGAAUCUUGAUACAUGAAAGCUUUUUUGUGUGUGGGACUGCUGUGUAGCCUCUUUUUCCUGUUUGAAUUUGUCCACAUAAACAGAAAACUGCUUGCAAAAGCAUCAAUAGUGAUGUCCUCUGGAAUCCAUACAACCAAACAGAUCUCAUAGUUACGGAGUUUUGUUGUUGGGGCUUCUUGUAUAAUCUAAAUACUUCGUCAAACCAUUUCUUAUUAAAUUUGAGCAUUGUUCUUUGAAACCUGAGGCUGCUGUACCUUUGCUGAUCAACUGAUAGCAAACUGAUCAACAAUGAGGCCUUGAGUUGUUCACAAAGAUUUCAACUUCUGAAUGGUCAAGACUCUGAGGAGUACAGGCAGGGAAGUAUUCCCUAGCACAGCUCAGUUACAACCCAAGCAGAAGACUCCAUGCCAUGUGGUUGUAGAAGCAGUUUUGCAUGCAGCAGCUGUAGCUCUGGCUUCAAAGAAGAAAGUCAAAAAGUCCUGCUGCAAAUACCGAAGCAUUUUGGAGUGCAUAAAAGAGCUGUGUGGAUCACAACAACAGUUUGCAUUUGUGGUGUCAGUAUGACUUCAGUGUAUAGCUUAUUUGUACAGGUUCAUUGUGAACGUUGGAGAAUAGCUUGCAUUUGGAGUGCUAUCUUUAAACUGUGUCCACAAUGCAUAUUGCAGUCUGGCAUUAACAUUUUUAUCUUUUAAGUACCGCCGUCUUUAAUUACAUUGACCCUUCAUUUGUAGCUCAGGGAUACCAGUUUAAGAUUACUAAUCUAUGUAGUAGAUUAAAAUUAAUUAAAUCACACUAUAAAUCUAGAAUCCUCACAAAUUAAUUUCAAGCUAUGCUGUUUUUCUGCCUAUAGAUCUAUAUUGCUGUUCUCACAAAAAGUUAGCAGAUUGCAACUUUUAGGUGUCUUCUAAAAAUUUAUCCAUACAAUUCAUCAUGCUCAGUAGGCAUUUUGUUUUUCUAAAACCAGACUGGAAUGUACUUUGAGUUGCAUCUAUCUGCAGAGCAGAGUGGUACAAGCUGAAACAGAUUGGUUUGUGCUGAAUCUGGCAGCAUAUGUUCAAGGAGAGCUGUAAUGAAGCAAUUUUGAAUUUGGGGCUACUGGAUGUGCAUUGUUUUGGGACUGGCAUUGCCUGCCUCUGCAUGCUUGCUUUGCUACCAAAUGCUUGGUCAAUGUGUACAUUAAUAAAUACACAAAUUACUAUAGAGCUAC
Molecule: messenger RNA, 2061 nt
Organism: Rhineura floridana
Lineage: Eukaryota; Metazoa; Chordata; Lepidosauria; Squamata; Rhineuridae
Gene: NSL1
Product: NSL1 component of MIS12 kinetochore complex
Exons: 6
Coding region: 94-870 (258 amino acids)
Biological process (GO): mitotic sister chromatid segregation
Cellular component (GO): kinetochore; MIS12/MIND type complex
Source: RefSeq, a predicted model, not a curated record